Molecule: messenger RNA, 2108 nt
Organism: Daldinia decipiens
Lineage: Eukaryota; Fungi; Ascomycota; Sordariomycetes; Xylariales; Hypoxylaceae
Exons: 3
Coding region: 230-1513 (427 amino acids)
Biological process (GO): protein import into nucleus
Cellular component (GO): cytoplasm
Source: RefSeq, a predicted model, not a curated record
GUUAUACUAAUUUAAGGUUAAUUAUCUUACAUAAUACAAUACAUGCCUAUAGAUUUCUACGUACCCAAGUACCCAUCCGUAGGUGACAUAUCUGCCCCACGUCAAAUAGUUCAGACGGGAACAACUCAUUAAAGAGUUCCUCAUUACAACUUCCAACAACAGUUGUAUUGCCAGCUUUCGGUGCAGAAUAGUCUACGUCCAAACAUCUGCUCAAAUAUUCUAUAUUACCAUGUCUAUACCCCCGCAGUUAAUUCGCGUGAAGCGAAAGGCCACAGAGGAGGCCCCAGUCUCUUUUCUCCGUGUUCAGGAGAACAAGAGGCACCGGAGCGAAGCCUUUGUGUAUCAAAGACAGCAAGAGCAAGCUAAUUCUGCCGAAAACAUUCCAUCCGAAUCGCACAAACCAAUCAUUCAUACUUCUCACCCACACUCGAAAACCCCUGCAUUCCAGAGCCCCAAGACAUCAGACACUAUCGUCCAUGAUGGAUCUAGCGAUAAUGAGACCGCCAGCGAAUCUUCCAAGUCCACGAGCCCCGUCGAUGCCCCUUCUGAACCUCGAAGAUUCCACAUGUCGAGGAAAGAUAUAAUGCUUGCGGCGGCUUCUCAGCCCGGCCGACCUCAUGGAGGAAUCUCGAAGAAACGUUCUGCACCUGCAUUAUUCGUAGAACGCAAGAUCAAGCGAAUCUCAUCCAGACCCCUUGAAAAAUUCCAGGCUAUUACCAAUGCUGCCAGUCAAAUACCCGGUCCAGCACCUGCUGCAUCGGAGGACAUGGAAAUUGACAAGCCGGAGUCUCGCAAGCUCAAGAAGCCAGGUGUAGCAAAGCUUGCAAAGAAGCAAGAUGGAGAAAAGUACAAAGCCGACCUCCCGCAAUCCAUAACACAACGAUGGAACGUAGAUAUAGACAAGUUAACGGCUGAGCUGGAUGCAUAUACAAUGGAGCAAAUUGGUCUCAACCUCCAGAAAGCCGAAGAGGAAAAGCAACGCUCUAUUCUUAGCCAACACAGAUUCAAGCCCAAACCGAUCAAGCGAUAUGCAGAACGACACCCUGGGGAAAUGCAAGCUUCGGUGGAUAAGGACACGAUGGAUACGGAUGUUGAUAUUAGUGAUAGUGAUGACAGUGACUACAUUAUCGAAACCUACGAACGCGUACCUGCAAGCAAGAUGGGAGAGCAUGUGCCUCCGCACAGCGUCGGACUCCUCGUGUUUGAUGGAGAGCCUGACAUGGAACACUUUUAUGGAGAAGAUGACAAUAGUGAAGACGAGUGGGCUGAGGACGAAGAGGAUGAGAACGCCGAGAAUUAUUACGCCGCAGACUACCCCGAUGAGGAAGUUGCUUCGGAUGAUGAAUUCGAUAAGAAUCCAUAUUCUUUCCGAACUGGCAACGCCUCAGAUCUCGAGGAGUAUGAUCUAGAUGAAGAUGACGGCGAUGCGGCCUUUACCGACAAGGACGAGGCGAGCAGAUUCGCUGCGUACAUCAGUCGGCCUCAGGAUAGGUUCAUGGCAAACCAACUGUAAAAAAUGAUAUUACGAAAUCUCGAUAUCAUUGGUACCGCGCGGCUAGGCUGCGAAGCAUAUUAUGAAUUUAUGCCAACAUCUAUAAAUGGCUGACUUUCAUUGAACGGGUUGGUCUGCAGCCCGGCCCGGCAUUCUGACAUAGCAUCGGCGUUUAAACCCCUGGUUGUGGUUUUCCGAAACAUAAUUUGGCGAGGGAAAAGGGGGUUUACCUUGCCCUACCUUGCCCAGCCUUAUCCGCAGGGUUUAAGCAAACACGCCCUAGUCCCGAUCCGCAUGUGAAUCCCGAGUGGCCCGAAUAUGGAAUGGAUAUCGUCGUGGUUGGCCAUCUUUAUGACGUUUAUUGGUGCGGUAGUACCGAUAGGCAAACUUCGUCUUCAACCUCUCUUGUAGAUAGAUAGGUAGGUUAGAUAGGUAGCACAGCCGAUGUAUCCAACCAGUCUGGAGAGGAAUCACAUAGCAUUGCAUCCAACCAUUUUAAUUAAUUCUUGGUUUCUGCAGCAUAGAUUCUGAUAAAUGCUUAUUUAAGCCCCGGGGUAGGUGAAUAACACCCCAUGACUUCUAACUUGUUCACACCGAAGAAGAUGAUGAUUCAUGA